Arctia plantaginis is the source of this 1764-nucleotide messenger RNA. NCBI's taxonomy places the organism in Eukaryota, Metazoa, Arthropoda, Insecta, Lepidoptera, Erebidae. The record is from the annotation of a GenBank genome assembly.
AUGAGGAUUAUAUGUUUCCCGAAACUCGUUCAAUCUGAAGAAUCUAAACCGCACACCUUGAAAAACUGUGCCCUGGUCAUUGAUGGGCAAAAUUUCUUUUAUUCAAUUAAUCAAGAUAGCAAACCUCCCCACUUAUUUGGUAUUGAGACUAAUGAACAUGCCAAACGUGUAAGAAAACUUCUCUAUAUGUUUAAAAAUUCGAACGUCGAAUGUUAUGUUGUAUUUAAAGGUGGCAACACUGAUGUAGAAAAAAAAAUAACGAAACUAAAAGCAAAACUUGGAAGUCAAUAUUGUCCGGAAGAAGUUUUUUCUGUAUUCGCCAAAGAUGUAUGCAAGCAAGUGCUUAAAGAAGUCGGUGUUAAGUACGCAACAUGUGUGUUUGAAUCGAAAGAAGAUUGUGUCGCAUUAGCUCAAGCUUUAAAUUGCUCAGUUUUAAGCGAUGACAUAGAUUUUUGUUUUAAGGGUGCGCCCUAUAUACCGUCGACGACUUUGAAAUACUCAACCCAAUCGAAACAGAUCACCUGCAAACAAUACCACAUUAAAGAUUUCAUGCAAAAAUAUUCGAUAACUAACAAAAAACUUGCAAUAUUUGCAGCUCUAUCAGAUGUAAAUGUUUUCGAACACAAUCAUUUCAAUAAUCUAUUGCUAAAGUGGAAUGUUUCUGAUCGCAAUAUGUACUUACAGAUAAAAAAAAAACUUAAAUGGCUUUCAGAACAUAGCGAAGAGGAGUCUUUGAACAGUAUUUUGGAAUUCCUAAAUAACGAAGAUGAGAAAGAGAAGUUUCUGAGUCAGAUGCAAAAUAUAUUAAAAAGCAUGAAUGAGAAUUCCUCGUCAGUUGUGGCGGCCUACCUGUUGAAUAGAAGUGGCAAUAAUAAUGACCUCAGUGUAUCCUUUCGUGACCCUCAGUGGUUCGAAAAAGGAGUCGCUGCCCAGAAAAUUCCUAUUCAGUACAUCAACUUGUACACUCAUAAAUGUAUUAUAGGCUCCUGGGCAGAUACCAAAUCGAAAAACGCUAAUAACGUACUUCUAUUCUCGGCGGACAUAAUAAAAUAUGCUCACAACUUGUUGACUAAUUAUAAAUUAACUGAAAUUACUGUUUACCAUGAUGGCUUCCUGAAAAUCAAGACUGAAGAUAAAAUCAGGAAAGCAUACAAGUGCUCAGAAUCUGUGUUUGAAAAUGGAUGGAAAAACAUAAGGCACUUGAAAUUAUUUGAACAUUUUUUGUUAACAAAUAAUAUAAAUACAGAUUUUGUAAAAGACAUACCAGUGGAAGCGAGAAUGUUAUUCAUUACUUUGGCAUAUUUCACUCGCAAGAAGACACAGAUGAACCUACCGGUGACAAAGGAAGUAUACUGUUUUAUUGUGUCAUAUAUUAUACAUUUUGCAUCUAAAAAAAAAGAUUCCCCUAGGAAGAAAAAUAGUAAAAUAAAUCAAAAUGAUUGCGUUGCUGCAAUACUCGCGACUAAGAAAUAUUUUACUUGGACACCGGACGUGAUCGACAAUGUAGCAUUUAACACAUUGUAUGAAUUACAGUAUUGUUUACUGCACAUGAACUAUUUGAAUACAUUAUGUGGAUCACCGUUCAUGACAACGAAAUACCACGAAACGUUCAAUGGUACCUUUAUAUACAAACUGUUAAAGGAUAUGGACGGUGGCGAUGAAAAAGAAUUCAUCGCAGAACUGUUUAAAACAGCGCCAUCUGUUUUAACAUUUGUUAGCAAGCUGAUAAGCACAUACGAGAAGCUUCUUAAAGGGACAGACUAA